GAGAAACAUAUGCAUGAAUUAGAAGACAUGAGGAAAGCUGGACAUGAAGCCCUGAGUAUUAUUGUGGAAGAAUUCAAGGCAUUGCUGCAGUCUGCAGUUCAGCAGCAAGAAACAGCCAUUGAAAAACAGUAUAUCUCUGCAAUUGAAAAACACUCACACAAGUGUGAGGAACUACUUAAUGCUCAGCACCAGAGACUCCUUGGAAUGCUGGAAAUAGAGAAAGAAAUGUUAGCUGAAAGGGUAGAAGAAGCUUUGAUGCAAGAAUCACAAAAACAUAAGGAAGUACUGGAAAAAUGUUUGGAUGAAGAAAGGAAAAGAAGUAAAGAGGCUCUGGCAGCUGCUGCAAAGACUGAAAAAGAAGCAAUGCAGGAGGCCAUUUUAAAAGCAGUUGAAGAAGAAAGAAAAAACAUGGAGAAAAUGCAUGCAGAGGAAAGAGAAAUAUGGCAGGCAGAACGUACCAAGGACAAAGAGAAGAUUGCUCAAGCUGUUGAGGAGGCCAUGCAGGAGCAGAGAAAAAGCAGUCAAGAGGUUGUUAAAGCAGCAAUAAUGGAAGAGCAGAAACGAAGUGAAAAGGCUGUGGAAGAAGCUGUAAAAAGAACAAGAGAAGAAUUAAUGGAAUAUAUCAAAGAGCAGAAACGGCUCGAUCAAGUUACUCGUCAGCGUAGCCUGUCCAGUUUGGAACUGUUCCUGUCAUGUGCACAGAAACAAUUAAGCACUUUAUUAAAGGAAGAACCAGUCACAGCAGAGCAAAAGAAAGAAACUGAUGCUUUAAGCAAAACUGGUGCUGUUUGAUUUGUGAUUGCUACUUCUAGAUCUCUUUUUUAUUAUAAAAUAUUCAGGGUUGUUUGAAGAUUGAACUGGAAAAAUGUUUAGUCAAAAAUUUCUUUGGGAGACUUAAUUUGAUUUUUUUCUUAUUAAUAUCAUUAGUUUGCAAUACCGGAAAAAAGAAAAUCAGUGGAGAAGUUUUAAACUAUGCACAUGUUGUCAUCCUUGUAGUCUCCAGGGCCUAUUACUGAUAUUUUAGGCAAUAUAAUGAGGAUAAUAAAAUUGCAUCAUUAGAGAUAUUUACAAGAUGUCAGCAUGUCUGUGUAAUUUAUUAAUAUUUCACCACACACAUGCAUGUACAUACACACGCACCACAGAGGUUCAGAAUAUAGGCCCUGAUUCAACAAACCUCUUAAUUAACUAUGCAUGUAAAUCCAUCCUGUCCUCUUAGUACAUUCUCAAGUGCCCUGCUAAACUAGGCCUUAGGAAAUGUGUUUGGAUGCAUAAAAGAGCUAGCUAGCAAUACCAAAUUGUAACAGUGCUGCUGAACAUUUUGUAACUGUUUACAGACAUCAUAGUUUCUAGAAAUGAAAAUGUUUAAAUACCAACACUACAUCUUUUUACACUGCUGCAAAAAAUCUUGAAGUUAUAUGUAUUGCAGGCACUAACUUGUGAUAUAUAUUGUUUCUGUUCUUCAAAGCUACUAUGAUUCCAGAAACAAUUUUUGUUUUUCUUAAACAAAGUAAGACUUCUGUAACCAACCCUAUUCAUAACUGGAUUCAUUAAAACAUACAGGGGUCAAUGCUGCACUGCUUCCUCCAGCGUGACUCCAUCUGCCCUUGGUGAAACUCCCACCUAUGUAAGGAGGCCAAAAUGGUGUGACCAUAAGUGUCUGUGAUUCAAAACCCAUGGAUGUGAGUGGUAACACUCCCAAUAAUACUAUAAUGUCCUUUUGAUCUGGUAUUAAGUUUUGAUCUUGCAACUGACAGCAUGAAAGUGAAGUUAUGCCUGCACGCUAUUGAUUGUAGGAUUGGGGCCUUAGUUUAGAAGAUUUUAGAUUCAAAUCAAGAAAAUGAGUAUUUUGCUCAUAGUCAUGAAUGUAACUAAAUUGUGAAUGAUCGCUCCUGUAAUAAGUUUGUGCCUCCACAGGGAAUUGUGGGCAUUUGUUUUGUGCAAGUUUAUUGUAUACAGACAUACUUCACUUUUGACAUGCCAUUAGUAGUCUGUUUCAUUUUACAUUAAAGACUUUGCUUUUCAUACAUACUAGACUUUCAAAUAAAGGAAACUCCAAAUGUGGUAAA
This is a messenger RNA of Alligator sinensis (Chinese alligator), 2066 nucleotides long. Its product is annotated as coiled-coil domain-containing protein 91-like. The record is from RefSeq and is a predicted model, not a curated record. NCBI's taxonomy places the organism in Eukaryota, Metazoa, Chordata, Crocodylia, Alligatoridae. The transcript is spliced from 7 exons. Gene Ontology annotation, biological process: Golgi to lysosome transport. Gene Ontology annotation, cellular component: trans-Golgi network. Bases 10 to 792 code for a protein of 260 amino acids.